Protopterus annectens (West African lungfish) is the source of this 3080-nucleotide messenger RNA. RefSeq names its product homer scaffold protein 1 (gene HOMER1). Gene Ontology annotation, biological process: G protein-coupled glutamate receptor signaling pathway; regulation of store-operated calcium entry. The transcript has 7 exons. Bases 31 to 906 code for a protein of 291 amino acids. Lineage: Eukaryota; Metazoa; Chordata; Ceratodontiformes; Protopteridae. Gene Ontology annotation, cellular component: plasma membrane; dendrite; postsynaptic density. Gene Ontology annotation, molecular function: G protein-coupled glutamate receptor binding. The record is from RefSeq and is a predicted model, not a curated record.
GCAAUAAUAAAUAGUACCAUCACUCCAAACAUGACGUUCACAAAAACAUCGCAGAAGUUCGGCCAGUGGGCAGACAGCAGAGCGAACACUGUCUAUGGGCUGGGAUUUUCCUCAGAACAGCAUCUCACCAAAUUUGCAGACAAGUUCCAGGAGUUUAAAGAAGCAGCACGUUUAGCAAAAGAGAAGUCUCAGGAGAAGAUGGAGCUGACAAGCACACCGUCACAGGAAUCUGCUGGAGGAGAUUUACAGUCACCCUUGACACCAGAGAGCAUCAAUGGAACAGACGAUGAAAGAACUACCCCAGAUGUGAUGCAAAACUCAGAACCAAGGGCUGAACCAACACAGAAUGCAUUGCCUUUCACACACAGUGCGGCAGUGAACAAACACUGGGAAGCAGAAUUAGCCACGCUAAAGGGUAACAAUGCCAAACUGACCGCAGCUCUCCUGGAGUCCACGGCCAAUGUGAAACAAUGGAAACAGCAGCUAGCAGCAUAUCAGGAAGAAGCCGAGAGGCUACAUAAACGGGUCACUGAACUGGAGUGCCUGAGCAGUCAAGCAAAUGCUAUCAAAAACCACAAACAAGAGCUAAACCAGACAAUAGAAGAAUUAGAAUCUACACUAAAAAUAAGAGAAGAGGAAAUUGAAAGGUUAAAAAUGGAAAUCGAUCAUGCCAGGGAGCUGCAGGAACAGAGGGACUCUUUGGCAUUAAAACUUCAGGAAGUAGAAUCCCGAAACAAAGAUCUUGAAGGGCAGCUGACAGACCUUGAACAUCGACUGGAGAAGAGUCAAAGUGAACAAGAAGCCUUCCGCAAUAACUUGAAAACACUUUUAGAAAUUCUGGAUGGAAAAAUAUUUGAACUGACUGAACUCCGGGAUAGUCUAGCUAAGAUGAUAGAAUGCAGUUAGAAAAGGGACCUUGGUGCCUGUGACUUUAAAGAUGCUUUGCCCCCUUUCAGAAACCUAAAUUAAGGUCUGUAUAAAAAUUACACAGAUCAAGUAACACCUGUAGCAGCAUAUAUUAAACAACAAGCAGGAAGCAAAGAUCAUAAAGCACUGUUAACAGCUGAAAGAAAGUUCAAUUUAUAUUCUAAUUGAACAUUCAGCUGUACGUAAUGUCUCUCCUAAAAUGUACCUUUUAUAGUGAUUUUUAUAUAAUUUUUUGUCUCAGGAUGAGUCACACUUUAUGAAAAUGAAUACAAUUUUAUUUUGGAUGAAGAAAGGGGUAAGGCAUCCUUAAAAUGCAGCACAUUUUAAAUAAUGAGAGCUCUUCCUUAUUUGUACUGGAAGAUUACCUGUAUGUAUAAACUCCCUCCAGUGUUCUAUAAUAUUGUCCAGUGUAACGCUCAUAUUCUUCAUAUUUAUUAUAUUUAUUUAUGAAAAGACAGUUUCCUUAAUUUGCUUUCCCUGUAGCUUCUAGAACUUCAACUUGUACUCAUGAAAAAAAGAAAAAGAAGAAAUAUCAGGUGAGUAUUAGCUCAUCCCUGUGAGAUGACAAGUUUGUAAGUGUUUAGUUGCCCAUAGUGUUACUUAUUUUGAUUUUGUUUCAUUUGCAAAUGGUUAAAAUUGGACUCUACUACUUUUCAAUCUGCAGCAGCUUCUUCUCUACUUGAUAAAUGUUUCUUAGCUCCGCAUCGACUACAGUGUUGUUAUGCCUGGCAAGAUUAGGAUUUCAUUAUGCACAUUAGCAUCACUAUGAGUUGACCUUAAAACAAAGAAGCAACCAUUUAUUUUCCUUUUCUUAAUGAAUGACUGUUUGUAUCCAUGUUACUGUAGCCAUUAACAAUUUGGAUAGGAUAUUCUGCAGGGGUAUAUUCCCUUAGCAGUGAACUAAAACUCACACCAGGCAAUAUUCAGAACUGUUAACUGGAUGUUUCAACAGGCCUGCAUUCAAAAGCAGCAGGCUUCUUUUUUAAGUUAUUUUUAUGUAACUGAAAAAAAAAUACUGAAAGUUCUUUGCCAAACAUACAUUUCUUUGUAUACAGUAGUACAGUUAUAUUUAUACAUAAAAAAAGAGUUAAAGUAAAGUGCCAUAUGCCUGCUUUACUGUAGGAGAGAACUCAGUAUUUUAAUAAGUAUAUUCCUGCCAUUUGAAACUGUGCAACCGAAGUAAGUUUCCUUUAAAUGUAAUGUAAAUAUCCUGUCGUCAGGGGUCUAAUGAUGCAGUGUUCUCCUUGUUUCUAAGUUGGCAGAGUACCACUAACCUUGAAUCAAGUGACUAGAAAAUGGCAGUUUACUAUACUGGUUUCUGCAGUGUGCUUUGAGAUAGGAUCCUCAAAAUGUUUGAAACUCAAUGCAAUUACGUCUUUUUCCGAAUUCAGCACGGGAUGCUUUUCUUUUCACUAAGGUAUCUUCUCAGGACAUCUUAUAAUUUUAUGAUAAAACAGAUCAUGCUGUUCCACUCUUGUGGAGUGGAUUAUUUUUUCAGUAAAGUGCACAUAAACCGAUAUGAGCAUGCUUACUUGGAAGGGGUGUACAGCAGUUGGUUGACUUUUUGUAAACAUAAAUAUUUUGCCAGUUGUAUUUGUACCCCUGUGGUGGACAGACUAAUUCCACAGGAGUUUGUCUUCAGAUGAUCAGCAGUGAAUGUGUACCUUGUAUACUGAACAUAGUAUGCUGAGAAAUAACACUGUAUUCAUUAGUACCUGUUUUAGAAAAUCAACAUGCUGUCAACAAAUUUUACACUAAUAGACACAAACUGCUUAUAUAAAGAAAUUAUUGUAUAGAGUAUUUAAUUGUCCAUUUAGAUAAAUGUUUAGAAGUUGUAAUCUGAAAGUUCAUAGUUAGUGGGUUGUUAAUGCCUCUUGUUCUCGCUCCACUUUACUUGUUUGCAUAUUUGGCAGGACCCUUUCCCCAUUUAGGUACAAUACAUUGUCAUGCUCUUCAGUUGUACAAAAUGAUGUGCGAUACAAGGCAAGAAACAGGAUUCAUGAAGCUGUAGAGUAAGAAAAUUAUUAUACUGAAGAGCAGGGGAUAUAAAUCACAUUGUGUAUAACUUCUUAUAUUAAAAAAUACAAAGUCCUGUAAAAUAAGAAAAAUACAAUUUUUAUUUUGAAAUACACUUGCUCUCCAAUGGAACUGUA